Molecule: messenger RNA, 1203 nt
Organism: Chrysochloris asiatica (Cape golden mole)
Lineage: Eukaryota; Metazoa; Chordata; Mammalia; Afrosoricida; Chrysochloridae
Gene: PCED1B
Product: PC-esterase domain containing 1B
Exons: 2
Coding region: 1-1203 (400 amino acids)
Source: RefSeq, a predicted model, not a curated record
AUGGUCUACCUGUCCGCCUCCGAAGCCCGGCAGCUGCUCCACAACAAGUUCGUGGUCGUCCUGGGAGACUCUAUCCAGAGGGCUGUAUACAAGGACCUAGUACUUCUGCUGCAGAAAGACCGCCUGCUCACCACUGAUCAGCUGAAGACCAAGUACCUCGAGGCCAUCUUGGAAGAGUUGCAUUCCGGCGAGUAUGCCCCAGAUGUGUUCAUCAUGAACUCCUGCCUCUGGGACCUCUCCAGGUACGGCCAGGACUCCUGGAAGAGCUACCUGGAGAACCUGGCGAGCCUAUUCCGGCGCCUGGACCAGAUGCUACCCAAGGAGUGCCUCCUGUUAUGGAACACUGCCAUGCCCGUGGGUGAGAAAAUCACCGGGGGCUUUGCCCUGCCGGAGCUCUGCACCACCUCCUUACAUAAAGACGUGGUUGAAGCCAACUUCCACAGCUACGCUGAGGCGCAGAAACACGGCUUCGAUGUACUAGAUUUGCAUUUCCACUUCCGCCAUUCCAGGAAGCACCGGCAGCGAGAUGGUGUGCACUGGAACGAACGUGUUCACCGACACCUCUCCCAGCUGCUGCUCGCCCAUGUGGCCGACGCCUGGGGGGUGGACCUGCCCGACCGCCCGGACCCCGUGAACGAGUGGCUCAGAGGUAGACCGGUGAGGGGUCGAGGUGGCCUGGGGGUUGAGAGGCAGCCUCAGGCUAGCAGAGAUCAACAUGCGUUGCUUCCGCUCCCCACCCCUCCCCCACUCAUGUCUCCUCUUUCCUGCCAACCCCAGCUCCGUUUUCCGCCGCCAACCCCACCGCUAGCACAGACGUCCCUAGCAUUCCCCAUCCCACAACCUCAUCCCAUGCCACUUUCUCAAGACAUGCCCCAUUUCCUGCCCCCUACUCAAGAUUCCUAUAGUUUCUCAGGCCAGCCUCCCCAGUCGGGUCAUACGUCCGACUAUUUCCACUUGGAUGACCCCUUACCUGCCCACACAGAAUUUGCCAUGGAAGGAAACUUUAUGUUUAGCCCCCAGUCAUAUAUGCCAUCUGCCCCUACCCCCUGUUUUCAGACCCCUGCCCCCCUGGUUCAUAGGGGUUUCCCCCGGAAUCCCCCUUACAACCCUUACACUACCUGGAGACGUGGUGCUCCUGUUCACUGGCGAUCGCGGCGAUCCAGAACUUCAAAGAAACAGGCAUCCAGAGUCAACACUCAGUAG